AUGCUGAAGCAGAUACACUUGAACAUCCCUUUGGUGGACAUGCUCCAUGAGGUCCCAAAAUAUGCAAAAUAUAUGAAGGAUAUAGUGGCAAAUAAGAGGAGGUUAACUGAAUUUGAGACCGGCACACUUACUGAGGAGUGCACUUUCAGUAUUCAACAUAAGCUUCCACAAAAGCAUAAGGAUCCGCGUAGUUUUACCAUCCCCGUGAGGAUUAGUGAAAUUGAUGUGGGUAGAGCCUUAUGUGAUUUGGGAUGCAAGUAUCAAUCUGAUGCCGUUGUCAAUGUUCAAACAAUUGGGAUUAGGAGCUCCAAGACCCACCACGGUGCUGCUACAAUUGGGAAGUUUAUUUUCCCUGCAGAUUUUAUCAUCCUGGACUACGAGGCUGAUGAGUUAGUUCCUAUCAUCUUGGGACGACCUCUUUUGGCCACUGGAGAUUCCAUUAUCAAAGUCCGAGAAG
Messenger RNA from Nicotiana tabacum (common tobacco), 457 nucleotides. RefSeq lists its product as uncharacterized. The record is from RefSeq and is a predicted model, not a curated record. Lineage: Eukaryota; Viridiplantae; Streptophyta; Magnoliopsida; Solanales; Solanaceae.